Arvicanthis niloticus (Nile rat) is the source of this 1274-nucleotide messenger RNA. It is a transcript of the gene Fbxo2, whose product is annotated as F-box protein 2. The record is from RefSeq and is a predicted model, not a curated record. Lineage: Eukaryota; Metazoa; Chordata; Mammalia; Rodentia; Muridae. Gene Ontology annotation, molecular function: ubiquitin protein ligase activity; protein binding. Gene Ontology annotation, cellular component: cytoplasm; SCF ubiquitin ligase complex. Gene Ontology annotation, biological process: SCF-dependent proteasomal ubiquitin-dependent protein catabolic process; ERAD pathway; glycoprotein catabolic process.
GGCCCCGCCUCAUCCGCUCACUCCCGGGACUCGCCCCCACCACAGCCGCCGCAGCGAUGGAUGGAGAUGGUGAUCCAGAGUGUGUGAGCCACCCCGAAGAGGCUAGCCCAGAGGAGCAGCCAGAGGAGACGGGCGCCGAGGCGAGUGCGGAGGAGGAGCAGCCCCGGGAGGAGGAGGAGGAAGAGGCGGAGGCCGCGGAGUACCUGGCGGAGUUGCCCGAGCCACUGCUGCUGCGCGUGCUGGUCGAGCUGCCGGCUACGGAGCUGGUGCAGGUCUGCCGUCUGGUGUGCCAGCGCUGGAAGGAGCUGGUGGACAGCGCCCCACUGUGGCUGCUCAAGUGUCAGCAGGAGGGGCUGGUGCCCGAGGGCAGCGCUGACGACGAGCGGGACCACUGGCAACAGUUCUACUUUCUGAGCAAGAGGAGGCGCAACCUGCUGCGGAACCCGUGCGGGGAAGAGGACUUGGAGGGCUGGAGCGACGUGGAGCACGGUGGCGACGGCUGGAGGGUGGAGGAACUGCCCGGAGACAGUGGGGUGGAAUUUACCCAAGAUGACAGCGUUAAGAAGUACUUCGCCUCCUCCUUCGAGUGGUGUCGCAAAGCGCAGGUCGUUGAUCUGCCGGCCGAGGGCUACUGGGAGGAGCUACUGGACACCACCCAGCCUGCCAUCGUGGUGAAGGACUGGUACUCGGGCCGCACGGAUGCGGGCAGCCUGUACGAGCUCAUUGUGAGGCUGCUGUCGGAGCACGAGGACGUGCUGGCGGAGUUCAGUACGGGACCGGUGGCUGUACCAGAGGAUGGCAGCUGGAUGGAGGUCUCCCACACCUUCACAGACUACGGGCCAGGCGUCCGCUUCGUCCGCUUCGAGCACGGAGGGCAGGACUCGGUCUACUGGAAGGGCUGGUUCGGGGCCCGGGUGACCAACAGUAGCGUGUGGGUGGAACCCUGAGCGACCUCCUCCACCCCCACCAUCCGCCCUCUAGGGCAGAAUUCUGGGGUAGAAAGGCCUUAAUUUAGUUGGUAGCAUCCUCACCUGUCUCAUCCACGCCUCUUUCCCGCCCCUUCAUCCAGUCUGGUUCACCCCCCACCCCCACCCCCAGGGGAGAGAAGGAUUUGUUGCUUUACUGUGGGAUGACUUCCAUUUGCAUCUCCACGGGCAGUCGCUUCUAGAAUGUACGGUCCGAGGGGGGUAUGGGGCUGCUGCUGGAUCCCGCGCACCUAGCAUUGUGCCUGCCUCAAAGUGGGCACUCAAUAAAUAUUUGUCCAAAGACGGCAA